Molecule: messenger RNA, 393 nt
Organism: Lemur catta (Ring-tailed lemur)
Lineage: Eukaryota; Metazoa; Chordata; Mammalia; Primates; Lemuridae
Gene: DPEP2NB
Product: DPEP2 neighbor
Source: RefSeq, a predicted model, not a curated record
AUGUCUGACCGGAUCUUCUACAUUAAUUCUAACUUAUCCUCUGUCCCCUGGGAGGGCUGCACUGCAGCACCUGCGCCUCCCACUUCUCCUCCUAUACGUGGUUACUGCCAUGUCCUCUACCGAGGGCGUGGAGAAGCUCGGGUGAGCUGGCAUGGGGAGACAUACUGCCUGGUUGGCGGCUACCGACUCUACGGGGAUGCUCCUUUGGCCACACCAGCAAAGGCUGAAGCAGAGAAGCCAGCCCCCAGACCCCGCAGCCCAGCUCCCAAGAAAUGCCAGGCCCCUAAGAGAUGCCAGGCUGUGACGGGCAAAGAGUUAAAUUGCCCUAGCCCAAAAAUUCACCGCUUGCAGUGUGGUGGCAGAAUGCAGACUCAGAAGAAGGCUGCUGGCUGA